Molecule: messenger RNA, 1817 nt
Organism: Papilio xuthus (Asian swallowtail)
Lineage: Eukaryota; Metazoa; Arthropoda; Insecta; Lepidoptera; Papilionidae
Product: cytochrome P450 6B4-like
Exons: 2
Coding region: 40-1536 (498 amino acids)
Molecular function (GO): monooxygenase activity; heme binding; oxidoreductase activity, acting on paired donors, with incorporation or reduction of molecular oxygen
Source: RefSeq, a predicted model, not a curated record
UUGAGUUGUUGUCGUUCAGUCGCUUCGCGCAGUCCAACGAUGAUAUAUCUUUUAGUGAUUUUGGCAAGUGUAUCUACACUUUUGUAUUAUUAUUUUACAAGGACUUUUAACUACUGGAAAGACAAAAAUGUACCAGGACCUAAACCGCUACCAUUGUUAGGAAAUAUUAAAGAAAGCGCAUUGAGACGUAAGCAUCCUGCCUUAGUUUUCAAAAGUAUUUACGAUGCGUAUCCUAAUGAGAAGGUGGUUGGAAUUUACAGAAUGACAACACCAUGUCUACUGCUGCGUGACUUGGAUGUUAUUAAGCAAGUCAUGAUUAAAGACUUUGAGCUAUUCGUCGACAGAGGAAUCUCAUUCAGUAAAGAAGGUCUAGGACUUAACCUGUUUCAUGCUGAUGGCGAUUCAUGGAAAGUCCUGAGGAACAGAUUUACACCAGUUUUUACGUCUGGUAAAUUGAGGAACAUGUUGUAUCUUAUGACUGAAAGAGCUGAACAUUUUAUUGAGUAUGUCGACAAAAUUCGUGCAAAACAAUCGGAACAACCCAUACAUGUCGUCGUUCAGAAGUUCACAAUGGCUACAAUAUCAGCGUGUGCUUUUGGUUUGGACUUAGACGAUGAUAUGUAUAAAACUUUAAAUAGAAUAGACAAAAUGAUUUUUACUCCAAGUUAUGCCAGAGAAUUGGAUAUGAUGUACCCUGGGAUAUUAAAUAAGUUGAAUGGAUCAAUAUUUCCCAAGUUCGUAAACACGUUCUUUGAUAACCUUGCACAAACUGUUGUCAAACAAAGAGGUGGACUACCUUCAAACAGAAAGGACUUUAUGGAUUUGAUUUUGGAGUUGAGACAACAGAAAACAAUUGAAGGUACGAAGAAAAUGGAUGAUGAUAAGCUGAGGAUAGUUGAACUGACUGAUAGUGUGAUUGCGGCGCAGGCUUUCGUGUUCUAUGCGGCUGGCUACGAGACCAGCGCGUCCACCAUGUCUUACUUGUUUUAUGAAUUAGCGAAAAAUCCUGAUAUACAAGAUAAAGUAAUUGCAGAAAUUGACGAAGUUCUUAAACGAUACAACGGCGACAUAACCUAUGAUUGCUUAAAUGAAAUGACUUAUUUGCAACAAGUAUUUGAUGAAACGUUGAGAAAAUAUCCAAUCGUAGAUCCUUUGCAACGCAACGCUCAAAUGGACCAUAUAAUCCCAGGCACUAAUGUUACUAUCAAGAAAGGACAAACUGUACUUGUGAAUAUUUUGGGUAUCCAUCACGAUCCUAAAUACUACCCCAACCCUGAAAAGUUUGAUCCUGAACGUUUUAGUCCUGAAAAUGAGAAGAACAGACAUUCAUGUGCUUAUUUACCGUUUGGAACUGGACCUAGGAACUGCAUAGGCAUGCGGUUUGCUAAGGUGCAAUCCCGAGUGUGCGUAGCCAAGUUCCUGUCCAAGUUCAGAGUGGAGCCUUCGAAAAAUACACCAACGGUGUUGGAUUACGAUCCCAAACGUUCUGUUCUGUUCCCCAAGGGGGGAAUUUACCUUAACAUUUUACCUCGAUAAAUUUUUAAUGAAAAGUUAAAAUACUUUCGUUAUAGAAUUUUAAAAACAGUAAGUAAUAACUAUAGCGUGGGCCAAAGUAUAGGCCGCAUUUGACAUGUAUCACUUCUAGCCGCGUGAUGAGAUAAAUUGCUUAAAACAUCGAUUAAAGAGAAUUAAUCGAUUUGGACAUCAAAUAUAUUUCAAUCGAAUUCAACUGUCAUGAAGAAUCCACGUUUUUCGUUCGAUUGUUUCUGGCAUCCUAAAAGACAUCCUUAAAAGAAAAUAAGUUCACUGAAGCAACA